GGGGCGUCGGCAGACGGCGCUGUGGGCGCGGCGGGCGCAGGCCGGGAGGGACGGGAAGAUGGCGGCGCUGGGGUCGCCGGCGCGCACCCUGCGGGGGCUGCUGCGGGAGCUGCGCUACCUGAACGCGGCCGCCGGGAGACCGUACCGCGACACGGCGGCCUACCGCUACCUGCUCAGGGCUUUCCGAGCACAUCGGGUCACAAGUGAGAAGUUGUGCAGGGCCCAACAUGAGCUUCACUUCCAAGCUGCCACCUAUCUUUGCCUCUUGCGUAGCAUCCGGCAACAUGUAGCCCUUCAUCAGGAAUUUCAUGGCAAGGGUGAGCGGUCAGUGGAGGAGUCGGCUGGUUUGGUGGGCCUCCAGUUGCCCCGUCAGCCUGGAGGGAAAGGCUGGGAGCCAUGAUGCAGAGAGUCCUCAGACCUUCCUUCAUUCAAGACUGUAACCAUUUGUAUUUAUCAUUAAAUAUUUUUAAAAGUGUA
Molecule: messenger RNA, 477 nt
Organism: Psammomys obesus (fat sand rat)
Lineage: Eukaryota; Metazoa; Chordata; Mammalia; Rodentia; Muridae
Gene: Fmc1
Product: formation of mitochondrial complex V assembly factor 1 homolog
Exons: 2
Coding region: 59-400 (113 amino acids)
Cellular component (GO): mitochondrion
Source: RefSeq, a predicted model, not a curated record